AUGUUUCCGAUGCGGCAGACUAGAAAUUGGAGAAGCGCGUACCUUUUCAUGUUGUCAGCCAGUUUAGUUUUAACUUUCUGGAGUAUUUCAAUCGCCUUUUACUCAUCGGCUGUUGUUGUGCAAUUCAUGCCGAGCCCAACUAUCGAAAACAACAAUUUUAAACUACCCAAUCAGCCGCCGAAGGCUAUCUUUCCUGGACGAAAAUCAGUUGUGGAAAAAUUCGAUCGCAAGCCCAGUUAUCCCUGGAGAGGAGACCCGCAGUGUCAGCAUUAUGUCGUUCAGUUCUCAGAGAGGGAGAGUUUGCCAAAAUGGCCGCUGACUUCGUUUCCAGGCAGCGGAGUAACCUGGACCCGACAGCUGAUCGAAGGCGUCACUGGGAUUUACACGGGAUCUGUUUACAUGGCCGAUCCUUCCCCAGUCUUGUCCAGCCAAAUAAAUGGAAGCGAGUACUACACGGACGAUCCGCUGUGCGGCUGUACGAUCGUCGACAAGGAUCACGAGGCGACAAUCACGACACUGGGAAUGGCCAACUAUUUCGAAUUACUCCAUCGCCAGGGUCACGGAGGGAUUGUGCACCAGCAAUACGACAAGCGUGGCGUGUUGCUGUUGCGGAACCCCAUGGACGUCGUGUUCACUUAUCGCGAUUGGCUUCACGGCGGUAAAGUGGGCAAGGCCCCGCCCGAGGCUUUCAGAGGUCCAGAGUGGGACGCAACGGUAGACUACGUGGCUUAUGCCUGGGCAGAUCACGCCAUCCGCUGGAUCGAACAAAUUGAAAAUGGCACCGUUCUAUUUUACGAGAGGCUAAUGGGUAAAACGGCGAGUGGAGAACUCAAACGAUUUCUGCAAGUCGUCGAUUUCCAUCCGGUCGAUCCGGUGCGGAUGCGAUGCACCCUGGACCAUCGGAAUCGCACGGAUCACAAGCGGCUCAAUAAAACUCGAAAGAUGUUGGAACCUAACCACCGGAUGAAACUGAUGAAGGCGAUCCAUCGGGUCCAGCAAAGCUUGAGACGAAAGGGAUGGCCAAGACUUCCCAUAUAUUUGUACGACGUCCACAGUCUGGACGGAAACAUUUAAAUUGUUUAACUAAUAUCAAACUAACCAAAAAAUAAUCAAAGGGUCUGUCUUGAAAAUAGAAUUACCCGAUAGGUAAAAAUAAACUGGGUGUUCGUGUGUACUUGAACGCUACUAGUUUCAA
Messenger RNA from Daphnia pulicaria, 1195 nucleotides. RefSeq names its product WSC domain-containing protein 1-like. NCBI's taxonomy places the organism in Eukaryota, Metazoa, Arthropoda, Branchiopoda, Diplostraca, Daphniidae. The transcript is spliced from 4 exons. The record is from RefSeq and is a predicted model, not a curated record. The coding region runs from base 1 to 1074 and encodes 357 amino acids.